CAUAAAUAAUAUAUAUAGUAUGUAUGUUUUUCAAAGCUUCGUAUCUUAGAGAAACUUUGUUCAAAACUCCUGAAUUUCUUUAUGCAAGCUAGUCUAGUUGAGGUCUCUAUGCAGGCAAAGUUUCAGGUCAAAAUUGGAAAGUAUAGAUUUGCUGCCAACGUAGACGUACUCUAAAGAAAAUUCAGUAGGAGUUCGAUACCUCCCCCAAAACAAGCCAGAAACCCGAAAUUUUUUGACCAUAGACACAGUCCACUAUGGACUACAAGAUGCGCGAAACCCCGGAUAAAAAGCGCUCGGACACCUGAGAAUGUUCCCUCGUAAAUAAUCAAGUAAAGCUUUUUCUUUUGAAUUAAUUAAUACGAAAAAAGGUACGUCAUGAAAAAUUUCACCUAUAGAACUGUCUAAACUCUAAUGUCUAAUAUUGUGUAUAUGAAUCAUGAAAAAUAAUUUUUUUCUUUUGUUUUAGUGAUCGGUUUAUUUUAAUAUAUUGUCCAUCACGAUCCAAACGUUUUUGUAAAACAAGUAAAGCUAAAUGGCUUGUUUUAAUUGUUAUAAUAAUUCUUCUAUUAUCUAAUGGACAUAUUCUAUAUGGAUAUGAGAAAAUUUCGUUAAAUAUCAAUGAUUCACAUCAUUUGUAUGAUUGUAAUAUACGUCAUGAUAAUGUAUUUUAUAAAAGUUUCUUCAAUUUUUAUGAUUCAUAUAUUGAAAGUAUAUGUUUUGUUUUAAUUCCAUUUGUUCUCAUGAGUUUAUGUUCAAUACUAAUUAUAUUUCAAAUAACUGGAACACGUAAAGCAAUACGUCAUAAUAGUCGCACUCAAAACACUCGAUUACGUGAAAAAGAUAUUCAAUUAUGUUGUAUGUUAAUUGGUACAUCGUUUGCAUUUCUUUUUCUUUGUUUACCAGCUGAAAUAAAUGAUAUAUUUAAUUAUAUUGGUCAUGAACGUUCGUGUUAUCAUUGGUUUCGAAAAGUUAUUUUAAUGCUUAUGCAACAAAUUUAUUAUGCUGGACAUUUUUAUGUUUAUACAUUAACUAGUCAAUUGUUUCGUAAACAUUUAUAUGCCAUUCUAUUUGCACGUUGUCAUCAGAAAUAUAUUAAUACACGACCAAUUCUAUCUGGAAUUACUGAUCAACGAUCAAGUAUAAGAAUUGAAAAUAACCAAAGAAAAACAAUAACAUUUCAUUCAUCAAUCAGAACAAGUAGUAUGAACAUUAAUGAUAAGUUUUUUUUUAAACGAUCCAUGUAG
Molecule: messenger RNA, 1244 nt
Organism: Rotaria sp. Silwood2
Lineage: Eukaryota; Metazoa; Rotifera; Eurotatoria; Philodinida; Philodinidae
Source: the annotation of a GenBank genome assembly